GUAGCAUCGCGGGACAUCGCAGCGCAGACGUUGGUUGAGAUCAGCCCGGUGCUGCUCUUCACCCCAACAGAGUAUGAAGAGCACGGCCGACACACCCUCAUUCACCACUACACCUUCAAAUGGCGCGACGGGCGCAUGGCGCUCGCUCUUGGGCUAGGCUCCCUCUUCAAUCACUCCUCGAGCCCCAACGUAUCGUACAUUAUCGACACAGAGACAGAGUCCAUCCGCUAUACCACGAUACGCGCCGUCACAGAAGGGGAAGAGCUCUGCAUUUUCUAUGGGCACAAGCUCUGGUUC
Postia placenta MAD-698-R-SB12 is the source of this 297-nucleotide messenger RNA. RefSeq lists its product as hypothetical. The annotation marks the transcript as partial. The record is from RefSeq and is a predicted model, not a curated record. Lineage: Eukaryota; Fungi; Basidiomycota; Agaricomycetes; Polyporales; Adustoporiaceae. Gene Ontology annotation, molecular function: histone H3K37 methyltransferase activity; protein binding. The transcript is spliced from 2 exons.